Molecule: messenger RNA, 802 nt
Organism: Mollisia scopiformis
Lineage: Eukaryota; Fungi; Ascomycota; Leotiomycetes; Helotiales; Mollisiaceae
Product: signal recognition particle, SRP9/SRP14 subunit
Exons: 3
Coding region: 1-444 (147 amino acids)
Biological process (GO): SRP-dependent cotranslational protein targeting to membrane
Cellular component (GO): signal recognition particle, endoplasmic reticulum targeting
Molecular function (GO): endoplasmic reticulum signal sequence receptor activity; 7S RNA binding
Source: RefSeq, a predicted model, not a curated record
AUGUCAAAGAGUCACCUGAGUAAUGAUGAUUUCUUCCUGCGACUCUCAGAGCUCUUUGAUGAGCGACGACAGAAGAAUCAUGGCAGUAUACACUUGACUCAAAAGCGCAUGUCAUAUGGAGCAGAUGGCGAUGUAGAGUCUCCUGAACCGUCCACAGCGCAACCGUUCCCCGAUCUGACUCCUUCGAAACCAUUACCAAUUAUAAUCCGGGCGACGAAUGGAAAAUCGAAAGAGAAGCGGGACAAGAAGGUCAAAUUGUCGACUAUUGUAGAUGUAGAUGCGUUGGAGGGCUUCUACAGCAAAUAUGCGGAGGUAUGCAAGCUAGGCAUGUCAGGUCUGAAGAAGAGAGACAGGAGUAAGGCGAAGGAGAAGUUAAAGGCGAAGAAGAAGAAACAGGGUGGCGCUGCUGCUGGAGGCACGGAAGUCAAAAAGGAGAAGCCUUGAUUGGAAGUCUCGGUGUUACUAGGAUUUUAUCUUGCUACUUUGGCAUGGAACAAUUUGAAGCUAUACCCAAGCCAAGAGACCUUGGCAGCAAGACAAGAACUAUUUCUCAAAGGGCCCAAGAGUGUGUGGAGAUGGUUAAGAAUGUCGAAGACCUAAAAACAUGCUAAUAUCUGACCGCCAAUUCCAAUGCUUCAUCACGAACCACAUACCCUCCAUUAUCCUCAAAAUGACUGAUUGAUCAACAUACCAAUCAAAUCAUCUCAGCAAUCCAUGAACAUCUGCGAUUAAAGAUCAUGCUUCCAGAGAACCCAACGAACCUAGCAGGUACAAUAUCCUACAAACGGUUAUGAGAAGUCCC